UCAAGUACUUGUUAACUAUGAGAUGAGUGGGUAUACUUUGAGAAAUGCUUGGAUUUCUCUGCAACCACAGAUGUAUACCUUUCAAAGCAAGUUUUUCUUGCACAAAUUGCUUUUUAUCCUCAAUUUCCGAUUACAAUUUUGAAGUUUUUGCAUAAAUUCCAUCUUCCUCUUUCCAAUUGCAGAAGCACUUUCUGAUCCAUCACUCAAGUCUCUCUUUUCUCACCAAUUAAGCUCUCCAAUGUCAAGCAGUCAAGUCCAGUCAUUUAGUGUUUUCGUGGCAACAUGGAACGUCGGAGGGAAAUCUCCUCACAGUGGCCUCAACCUCGAUGAUUUUCUUCAGUUUUCAGGAAAUUGUUCCACUGAACGCUGGAAAUGUGCUUGUGGCAGAAGACAGCGAGCCUGCCGCAAAAUGGCUGGCUUUAAUUAAUCAAUCACUGAAUAGAUCAUAUAGUGUGGCUUCAAGAAGAUCAAAAUCACCCCUUUGCAGCUCACUUCUCUUCCAAAAGCCUUCUCUUAAAAAGGUCUGCAAGUCUUUCAGGACUGAGAGUCGACGGAGGCUGAAGACUUGCAACUGCUCUCCCAUAUUGGAAAGGAAGUAUAGCAGGGAUUGCUGUGUUUGGCCCCCAUCAACAAAUAUGACCGAGGAUUACUGUUCCUCGGAAGAGGAUGAAGAUGGACUUAGCAAUCAUGUAUCUUCAGAAAUUUCCACUCCAGCUAGUGCCAACCAGAUGAAGUACAGCCUUAUAACAGGGAAACAAAUGGUCGGAAUAUUUGUUACUGUUUGGGUCAGGAAGGAGCUUGUGCAACAUGUAAGCCAUUUGAGAAUCUCUAACGUUGGCCGUGGGAUCUUAGGCUGUCUUGGGAACAAGGGGUGUAUAUCUGUUAGCAUGUCUUUCCAUCAGACUAGCUUCUGCUUUGUUUGUUGUCACUUGGCGUCGGGAGAGAAAGAAGGAGAUGAACGUAGGAGAAAUUUGGAUGUCAUAGAGAUAAUUAAGAACACACAAUUUUCAAGGAUAUGCAAAUCUCCAUGUAGUUGGAUGCCUGAGAAAAUCAUGGAACAUGAUCGGGUCAUAUGGUUAGGGGACUUGAAUUACAGGAUAGCUUUGAGCUACUCCGAGACUCGAAGGCUUCUGGAGCAGUAUAACUUGGACACACUUCUUGACAAAGAUCAGCUGAAAAUUCAGAGGGAAGCAGGGCGAGUGUUCAGAGGAUGGAAAGAGGGAGAGAUCUCCUUCGCGCCAACGUACAAAUACUCCUAUAACUCAGACAUUUACGCUGGAGAGACCAUCGAAACACAAAAGAAAAGAAGAACUCCAGCAUGGUGUGAUAGAAUACUUUGGUAUGGAGAUGGGAUUCGUCAACUAUCUUACGUACGUGGAGAGUCCAGGUUUUCCGACCACCGGCCGGUAUGCGCAAAAUUCAUGGUAGGCGUACAAGUUACUAAUAAUGAUGGAUUAAGAAAGGCAUUAUCGGGCUUUAAAAUGAGAGUUGCAAGUGAAGAGUACAUGCCUCUAACAAGAAGAUAACAUGCGAGUUCGUGUACAGUGUUUGAUGAUUGUUUUGAUUCAUAAUGGUUACCGAUAAACUGACUGCAGCUGCUAGAAGACAGAAGAGGCGACUAAAUUUUGCCAUUUAUAUCGAAAUAUUUAGAUGGAAAGCAUGAUAUUCUUGCAGUAAAAUGUUGUGUUUGGGAAGCUGUACAGAGUCUUCUGCGAUUGGUGAGGUGUGAGAAGCUUUUCCUUGCUGAUAUGAUACUUUAAGAACUAUUCUAAAAUCAUCAUAUAUAGUUGAAGCAAGCGUAUUCUACUAUAGUUUUCGGGACCAAAUGUUUUGUUAAAGAAUGCCAAGUUUGCUUUGGAAAUGACAUGUUUUAUGCUUAUGGAGGAAAGAAAUAUAUAUAAUGUUUGCCAGGGA
Molecule: messenger RNA, 1914 nt
Organism: Populus nigra (black poplar)
Lineage: Eukaryota; Viridiplantae; Streptophyta; Magnoliopsida; Malpighiales; Salicaceae
Product: type I inositol polyphosphate 5-phosphatase 10-like
Exons: 8
Coding region: 327-1526 (399 amino acids)
Biological process (GO): phosphatidylinositol dephosphorylation
Molecular function (GO): phosphatidylinositol-3,4,5-trisphosphate 5-phosphatase activity; inositol-polyphosphate 5-phosphatase activity; phosphatidylinositol-4,5-bisphosphate 5-phosphatase activity
Source: RefSeq, a predicted model, not a curated record